CAACAGAUGCAUUUGAUUUGUGCAUUCAAACCGCGCGGAUGAAUUUGACAUAGGCUUUUAACUAUUCAAUGUUUAUAUAUGACAAGACUACUGUUCUAUUUAAAUAUUAAUUAAUAAUAAUCUUUAUAAGACGCAAGAACAAAGAUUGAUCUUUAAAAAAGAUGGUGAAUGAAGAAGUAGUGGAAGGUAAUAAGAAGACUCAACCUAUAUUCAAAAGUCCAACUUUUCACGAUAAGUUUCGGCCAAUAAGUAAUACUGGAAAGAAAAGAACUUGGAGAUCUCUUAAACAGGUUCUAGCACAGGAACGUAGUUUACCAUGGCCUGCUGAAGUAGUACAUUAUAGUGCUAUCAAUGCACCACCAAGUUUUAAACCCGCAAAGAAGUAUUCUGAUAUAUCUGGCCUACCUGCACGAUAUACAGAUCCACAAACUAAAUUAUAUUAUGCAACUGCUGAAGAAUUUGCAACAGUUCGUAGCCUGCCAAUGGAUAUAACUGCCGGAUAUUUAGCGUUACGUGGUGCUUCUAGUAUCGUUGGUUAAGUAUUAUUUUCAUGAAAUUGCAAGAAAUAUAUAUUGUACAUUUCUUAA
Polistes dominula (European paper wasp) is the source of this 587-nucleotide messenger RNA. Its product is annotated as INO80 complex subunit C. The record is from RefSeq and is a predicted model, not a curated record. Lineage: Eukaryota; Metazoa; Arthropoda; Insecta; Hymenoptera; Vespidae. Gene Ontology annotation, cellular component: Ino80 complex. Gene Ontology annotation, biological process: chromatin remodeling.